CGCUGGCACGCAAAAGGCGUUCAUCAUGUUGAUUCUAUCGAAUGUGGAGCGGUUUGGACUCUUCCUUCGGGACUAGUUUCUGGGUAAUUGUCUUCAGAGGGCUUAGGAGCAUACCAUUGAGUUUUCUUUCGCUUUGAAUCUUUUGUUUCAAUCAUCUGGGAGGCAGAAAAACGGCGGGAUCAUGCCGGUUCGUAAGGAAGAUGCUAGCAAGGCCCUCGAGCUUUUGGAGCGUUACUACGAGAAGUUAAACAAGCCACAGGAUAGAGCGCUUCGCAUGGCUAUUGAGAGAGUAAUUCGGAUAUUUCAGAGUCAUCUGUUUCUAGCUCUACUAGAUAUACAAGAGUUUUAUGAAACCACAUUGUUAGAAGACACCAAAACACCCGAACAAAAAGCUGAAGAAACUCAUGAAGCCUUACGAAGUUGGCAGAGUCAUCCUGCCCCUGUGGAAUCGCCUCCAAGCUAUCAGGAUUUCGAAAAGGGAGGUGUAAAUGGAGAAACAGUCCCCCCUCCAGUUGUUACACAAAGUAUUGUCCAGAGUGUUCAACAAGACAGCUUUGUAGAGAAAUCAACUGCUGAAUCUUCACAUGCUGAUAGUGUAUUGGAAAAUGGUUAUGUUGACUCAGGGGAUUAUGAAUACGUAGACAUCAUUUUAGAAAGGGGUACAACAGGUCUUGGGUUUAGUAUUGGUGGAGGAAAAGAUAACCCACAUAUUGAUGACGACUUUGGUAUUUACAUCACAAGGAUCAUCAAGGGAGGUGCUGCUUCACAGGACGGGAGGCUGAAUGUUGGAGACUGUAUAGUGAAGGUGAACAAUACAUCAACAGUUGAUGUGUCUCAUCAGCAAGCUGUGGAAGCCUUGAAAGCUGCUGGUGGGACUGUGACACUGACCUUAAAGAGAGAGCAAUCUGCUAAACCACUAUCUGGAAAUAAGCAAACUGAAGAAAUAGUGUUGACAAAAGGAACCAAGGGUCUUGGUUUUAGUAUCGCAGGGGGCAAAGGAAAUCAACAUGUACCGAAUGACGAUGGAAUUUACAUCACCAAGAUAAUUGAUGGAGGGGCGGCACAGCAAGAUGGAAGACUACAAGUAGGAGACAAGAUAGUUAGGGUAAAUGACACAUCCCUGGAAGAUGUUGCACAUGAAGAUGCUGUGGCCACAUUGAAGAAGACACAAAAUAAAGUUGUUAUUGUUGUAUCCAGAGUAGGCAUGGUGCAUACAACUGAUUCAGGGACCCCUCCCCCAGUUUAUCAUGAAGCUGUCAAUUUAAGUCAACCGCCCCCACCAUCCCCCCCACAGGAAGAAAAAGCCACAGACAGCAUACUGCCAUUAGUAGUGCCGAUUCAAGAAAGUGCUCUACCUAAUGAACAUACUAACAGUUUAAAAAAACCACAAGCUCCAUCAGUGCCAGAGGAUGAUGGUUUUACAAGAGAGCCAAGAAAGGUCGUGUUGAGCAAGGGACCCACAGGCCUGGGAUUUAACAUUGUGGGCGGUGAAGAUGGUGAAGGGAUUUUUAUCUCUUUUAUUCUUGCUGGUGGUGUGGCUGAUCUCAGUGGAGACCUGAGAAGAGGCGAUCAAAUCCUCUCGGUAAAUGACACAGAUUUGGAGGACGCCACACACGAGAAAGCGGCCGCUGCACUGAAGGGCGCUGGGAACACUGUGGUGAUAGUGGCUCAGUAUAAACCAGAAGAGUACAAUCAGUUUGAAGCGAAAAUUCACGAUAUUCGUGAGAAAAUGAUGAGCAGUGGAAGUCCGGGAACUCUGAGAACGUCUGUGAAGCGUCAGCUGUAUGUUAGGGCUCUGUUUGACUACGACAAAACAAAGGACAGCGGUCUUCCCAGUCAGGGCCUGAGUUUCAAGUACGGCGACAUUCUUCACGUGACCAAUGCUAGUGAUGACGAGUGGUGGCAGGCCAGACGACUGAAUGCUCUGGGGGAGGAGGAAGGGAGAGGUGUCAUCCCCAGUAAGAGGAGAGUCGAAAGAAGAGAAAAAUCGAGAAUGAAAACGGUGAAAUUCUCAAGAAAUAGCGAGGAAAAUAAAACAAGGACAUCGUUUAAUGAAGGAACAGGGGGUCGCAAGCGAAGCUUCAAAUUUUCGAAGAAGCUACCAUUCUUCAAGAAAGAAUCCGAGAACGAGACGACAAGUGACGUAGAACCAAGUUAUACUUCCAACGCUAGCGAUAGUGAAAGCAGUUACAGUGCACGAGCAGAGGACAACAUUCUAUCGUACGAAGCUGUGGUCCAACACGAACUACAAUACACACGGCCCGUGAUAGUCCUAGGACCGCUCAAGGACAGAAUCAAUGAUGACCUCAUCUCGGAAUUCCCGGAUAAAUUUGGCAGCUGUGUACCCCACACGACACGUGAGAGGCGUGACUAUGAGGUGGAUGGGCGGGAUUAUCAUUUUGUAGAGUCACGCGAGGAGAUGGAGCGAUCAAUUCAGAACCACAUGUUCAUCGAAGCCGGUCAAUACAACGAUAAUCUGUAUGGUACCAGUGUGCAGUCAGUCAAAGAAGUCGCCGAAAAGCAUAAACAUUGUAUUUUGGACGUUAGCGGUUAUGCCAUUAAGCGUCUCCAAGUUGCAACACUUUAUCCGAUCGCCAUCUUUUUGAAACCAAAAUCUGUGGACUCCAUCCGGGAACUCAAUAAACGACUAACGGAGGAGCAGGCGCAGAAGACAUUUGACAGGGCCCUUAAACUGGAACAAGAGUUUGGAGAAUAUUUUACUGCGGUAGCCCAAGGUGAUACCUAUGAUGAAAUCUACACCAAAUGUAAGGAAAUUAUACGUCAGCAGUCAGGGCCAGUUAUAUGGAUCCCUUCCAAAGAAAAACUCUGAGUAGUACCGUAGUCCACACUCAAUUGAGUCAGCAGAUCAUCCUCCAGACAUGCCCAUCCGUUGUCCAGUGUUUCCUUCGUUAUGUAUGGCGUCACGAUGGCGCUUCAUUGCUUUUGCGGGAAAAGAUUAAUUUGGCGAAGCCAGGGUUGAAGUGACUUUGUGACUUUGAAGAUAGCAUGUGUAUAUUCAGUUGUCUGAAAUUCAUUGCCCAGCUCACAGUUUUGAUUGCCAAUGCCUUUGCUCGUAAGAAUCGGGACGUUGUUUCGACGUUUUGCUCUGCGAAAGUUAGUGCGCAAUAUCGUGUUUAUUCAUAUAUUUGUCACGGACGGUACUCUCUUGUUACUUUCACGACUUCCUCUAUAUAUAGCUCUAAUUUACAAUGUCACGCACACAUAAUAAAAAAGCGUGACAAUUGUCUUCCCAGCGCAAAGUUGAAAUAACGGCUCUAGUUUUAUCCAAAGGCUAAUAGUUUAUUAUACUCGUUUAAAAUGUCUCUCAAAAGUAACAAGUGACUGUUUUACUAGUCGCCAGACUCGAGCUCUAAUCACCUCUCUAAUUUUUAUAUCACGGCAGUAGUUAGAUCGCGGCUGCCAUUCGGGCUUCGUAAUCCAAUAUUUCGUGACUUUUGUUACCUUUACGCAUUGUCCUUCGAAUCGAGUUAUUCUGAAUGUAGCCCUCUAACCUCAUGAUAAUGUUUAGAGCGGUUUUCAGGGUAACUGUCAAUCUUAUCAAAGCAAACAAUUCAUGGACCAAUGAAAAUUCAGAUCAGAAUCAUGUGAUGACGGAGCCAGAAAUGUAUAGCAAAAAACUCGAAUUAAGGAUUCAUUUAAACGUUUCAUUGGAAAUCGCUCUAACUUGUGAAGUAGUUAUCUUUGUGUCUUUCCUAAAUUUAACAGAAGUAUUGUAAGAAAAAGAUAUAAUUUUAAUCUGUGUUGAAUGGUUUGUCAAGGCCGAAAAAUUGAAAUGUUUGUCAGCUUACUGGGCCGUAAGACCAUGAACGGAGAAUCAUUUGGGUUAUUAAAAGAAAUAGACAAUGUUA
Messenger RNA from Stylophora pistillata, 3869 nucleotides. RefSeq names its product disks large homolog 1. The record is from RefSeq and is a predicted model, not a curated record. NCBI's taxonomy places the organism in Eukaryota, Metazoa, Cnidaria, Anthozoa, Scleractinia, Pocilloporidae. Gene Ontology annotation, cellular component: neuromuscular junction; postsynaptic density membrane; basolateral plasma membrane. Gene Ontology annotation, molecular function: protein kinase binding. Gene Ontology annotation, biological process: embryo development; receptor localization to synapse; receptor clustering.